AUGUUGUUUCGUGCAUGCAUAUCUUUGGUGUUUGGCUGGCAUAUUGCUUUUUGUGUCCUUGAUAUUGGUAAAGGUGUUCUUGUCAAGGCCGUUGGUGUUAUUGAUGCGAGUGCAGAUACUGUUUUUGAGGUGGUUUUGAAUCUUGGUCGGCAUCAGAGAUAUGAGUGGGAUACAUUAACAGGCGACUUGGAGCUGGUUGAUUCUUUAAAUGGACACUAUGAUGUUGUCUAUGGGACCUAUGAUCCCAGAUAUUUAACUAGGUGGCAGUCUAAGAGAGACUUUGUCUUCUCAAGGCAAUGGUUCCGUGGACAAGAUGGAACAUAUAGUGAGUGA
Ilex paraguariensis (yerba mate) is the source of this 333-nucleotide messenger RNA. The record is from the annotation of a GenBank genome assembly. NCBI's taxonomy places the organism in Eukaryota, Viridiplantae, Streptophyta, Magnoliopsida, Aquifoliales, Aquifoliaceae.